CAGGGGCUCGUCAAGAAACAAAUGAAAAAGCGGAUGCCCAUUCCUUGGGUGCACGAUGUCGUUUAGCUUAAACCCUAAACCCCUCUCAUCAUUUUACAGAAAAAUUUCCCAAAUUUCCAAACCAUUAAUCUAAAAUAAAAAUAAAUAAAAUUAUUCAGAGGAAGAGAAAUUAGCAGGAGCAAUGGACGGAAGAAAGCCCGCUUCUCGCGGUGAAGUAACUACGAAGAAGAGUAAGGAAGACGACGACAACAAGAACAGCAAAAGCUUUUCUACAGAAGUGUUCGCUUCCUGCUCUUUCUCUAGCCUUGGCCUUGAUCCCAAAUUAUGUGACCAGCUUAAAGAAAGGCUGGGUUUUGAAGUUCCGACGAAGAUACAAGCUCAGGCAAUCCCUGUAAUUAUUUCCGGGAAACACGUGUAAUUCUCUUUUCUGAAUGGCAAUUCAUUGCCAGCCAUUUUAUUCUUUUUAAGUAGGACUUUUAGAAUUAUUAGUUAUAAGGGAAUAAGAUUUUUAUUUUUCAAAUUUGGAAUUUUAUUAUGUUAGGCUGGUAAAUGCUGCUACCGGGACUGGGAAAACCUUGGCUUACUUGGCUCCAAUUAUUCAUCACUUGAAUAAUUACGAGCCCAAGGUUCAGAGGACUGAUGGCACUUUCGGUAGGUUGGUUUAUUUUGAUUCUUGCUAUUAAUCGUUUCUGAGUGAGAGAGAUAAAGCAGGACUCUUUGAAGGUCAUUUCCAUGUAGAAUGUUGGUGGUUUUCUUUUCGGUUGAUGUUUGCAAUAUGGUUUCUUGGUGGGUGUGGCGAGGGUUAGGGCAGAGUGGGGUGAUGUUUUGUAGUCAUAUGUGAAAAAUACAUGCAAAUACAAAUAUGUAUAUUCUUGAUGGAGGCAUGGAGCUGUUGGUUUAUGCUAAUAUGCUGCAAAAGCUCCUACUCUGGUUACUGCAGUGGAGUCUCUGUGUCAUUAUCUCAGGACGUUGUUAGAUUACAAAAGAGUAACACUUGACUGAUAACUCCUGCCACUCUCACUGUUGUGCAAUAGUCUCUUUUUCUUUUCUAUCCCUCCUCCUUUUAGAGUUUACCAUGUUAAUUGAUUUCUUCCUUGUAGCGUUGGUUCUUCUUCCAACGCGUGAAUUGUGCAUGCAGGUGUAUGAAAUCUUGCAAAAGAUGCUGCACCGAUUUCAUUGGAUUGUUCCUGGAUGCAUAAUGGGCGGAGAGAACAGGGCAAAAGAGAAAGCCAGGUUGCGGAAAGGUCUAUCAAUCCUUGUUGCGACUCCUGGACGGCUCUUAGAUCACUUAAGAAAUACUUCAUCUUUCAAUUACUCUAAUUUGCGGUGGAUAAUCUUUGAUGAAGCUGAUAGAAUCCUGGAAUUAGGGUUUGGCAAGGAUGUUGAAGAGAUACUUGAACUUUUGGGUACCAGACAAAAAGGAACUGCAACUGAUGAUACUUCAACUUCUAGAUUUUCUCAUUUCCCAAGGCAGAAUCUGCUUUUGUCAGCCACUUUAAAUGAAAGGGUCAAUCAUCUUGCCAAAAUGAGUUUAGAAGAUCCUGUUUUGAUUGGCCUUGCUGACAAACAGAUGCAAGCAAAUCCUCAUGAGCCUAUCAGCAACACUGACUCUGACGUGGAUAACGAAGAAGGAAACACUGUUAAAUCACUUUGUUCUUCAAACGAGGAGUAUAAAAUUCCUUCUCAAUUAUGCCAGAGUUAUAUACAAGUUCACUGUGGUUCGCGACUAGUUGUGUUACUUUCCAUUCUAAAAGAUCUCUUUGAGAGAGAAGCUUCACAAAAGAUUGUAGUGUUCUUUUCAACAUGUGAUGCUGUGGAUUUUCAUUAUUCACUCAUGACUGACUUUAAAUGGUCUCUAACUUCACAAUCAGAAGAAGAAUCCAAACAGAAGUUUUUGAGAUGCAAAGUUUACCGGUCGCAUGGGAAAAUGGAAAAUGAGGACCGGAGGGCAACGUUUGAGGCUUUUAAGGCUGAAAAAUGUGGUCUGUUAGUCACUACCGACGUUACUGCAAGAGGCCUUGAUCUUCCCAAGGUGAGAUGCAUUAUACAGUAUGAUUCUCCUGGAGAGGCAACAGAAUAUGUUCACAGGGUUGGAAGAACUGCCCGCUUGGGUCAAAAGGGUGAAUCUCUAUUAUUCCUACAGCCAUCAGAGAUUGAAUACCUGCGCCAUCUGGAGAAACAUGGGGUUGUGCUGAAAGAAUAUCCCAUUGUCAAGUUGUUGAAUGGCUUCCCUGCAAAUGGUCUUAAGAGCUACGGGAAGAAGUUCGAUUCAAUUGAGAGGCACCCCUGGUUUCUUUCACUGUAUAAAGCUCUAGAAACCUUUAUUUCAACCACGCCAAAGAUGAAGAAACUGGCUAAGAAUGCAUUUUGGUCAUGGGUUAAGGCAUACGCAGCCCAUCGCGGUGAGCUGAAAGGAAUAUUUGUGGUGAAGAAACUUCAUUUAGGACACGUGACAAAAAGUUUUGCAUUGAAGGAGCAACCCUCCUUGGUUAAUAGUAAAUCAAGUCAAAAGACACUGAAGAAGAGGAAGAGGGAUCAGAAACAGCAAGGAUUCUCAAAGAAGUUGCGGUUUGCUCAUAAAUCAUGAAGAAGCUAACUAACUAAGGCCAUGCGCUCUUCAUUUGAUUAUGCGGACGAUAUGAUUAGUCCCUCAACGGCAAAGUGAUCAUCUCGUGCAAUGUGAGAAACUGUAGGCUCUUUCCUCCUCGGAUUCCGCCUUGUGCUACGUUAAAGUAUGAAGUGUGAUCCAAAUGAAGGUUGGAAGCCCUCUUUUGGAUGGGGAGGAAUGUUGGUGACUGUAGUCAUCUUAUGAUGGCCAAUUUUUGAAAUAUUAGGAUUUUGUUAAAUUUUUCUUCUCUCAAUUCACAGAUAGGAAUGGAAAUAGAAGUAGAUGUGACAGUGCAGUAGGUUAGAUCGAUCUAUGUUAUGUAAACUCAGACGAAAAGUUAGACAGUCUCAAUCAUCGCCAAGGAAUACAGAACUGCAUUACUUUUUGUUUCCAAGA
Messenger RNA from Oldenlandia corymbosa var. corymbosa, 3004 nucleotides. Lineage: Eukaryota; Viridiplantae; Streptophyta; Magnoliopsida; Gentianales; Rubiaceae. The record is from the annotation of a GenBank genome assembly.